GUUUUCUCACAUAACUAAUAUAAAGGGAAAUUGAGGGGCUGUGACUGAGGUAUAAGUGGGGUGCGCUGAUAGACAAAUAACUAUGUAUGAUAUGUGUAGGGAUCCCCCAGUCUGUACUCAAACCCCAAAUUAAUUUAAUGGGGCACAAUUCUAAAUCCACCCUAAACAAUGUGUGCCCUUCUGUGUCCCUUCAGCAAUGAAUGUUAUUAUAUGUGAGGAGGAAAUUAAGGAGUUAAUUAGGAGCAGAUCAUUAGAAGCGUUAACGAGCAGCUUGAUGAGUACAUGUAUUGGGGCAGAGUUGGGAAGUUUACAUCUCAUUGCUCCAAGCUACGUGACUGGUUGCUAAACGAUGAUGAUGAUGAUGAUAGAUCUAAGCCCAAUGGGGGGUAAUUAGAGCUCUCUGAGGCGCCAGUGUCAGUAUAAUUGGCCUUUAAUUGAUUUCCAGCAGCAGCAGCAGGUACAUUACAGUCACGGCACAGAGAGAGCAAGACUUUAGCACAUUUAGCAGCACAGCCAUUCCCAGGGGCACCCCAGCAGCACCCAUAAAUAGCCGUGGCACCAUGUCAGGCACAAUGUGGGAGCCACUGAAUGGGCACAAUCAGCAUUAUGACAGAUCUCUGUUGGAGCCCACCAUGACAUCAGACAAUAAGACCUGCUUCCACCCCACUACUUUCUCUCUGCUGGGAAUUCCUGGAUUGGAACCCUUCCACAUCUGGAUCUCCAUCCCGUUCUUCUCCAUAUUCCUUAUUGCAGUUGUUGGGAACCUUGUAGUCCUUCAGAUCAUUAUAUCGGAGGUUAGUCUCCAUCAGCCCAUGUAUAUCUUCUUCACUGUGUUGUCCAUCAUUGACUUGGUUCUGGCAAAUUCCACCAUGCCAAAGCUGCUUAGUAUCUUCUGGUCCAACUCCCAUGAGAUAUCCUACCAUAUGUGCCUCUUCCAGAUGUUUCUUCUCCAUGCAUUCUCUUCCAUUGAGUCUGGUAUCUUCGUGGCCAUGGCUUUUGAUCGAUAUGUUGCCAUAUGCAAUCCACUUAGGUAUAGAGUCGUCCUGACCACUGGGAUGAUCAUCAAAACCAGUGUUUUAGUCGUUAUACGUGGAAUUAUUUAUUUCCUACCUCUGCCUCUUCUGGCCAAGAGUCUUUCUUCCUACAGAAGUAACAUCAUUCUCCACUCAUACUGUGAGCACAUGGCAGUGGUUGGACUUGCCUGUCAAGAUGUUUCCCUCAAUGACCAUGUAGGCAUGGCUUUUGGGUUCCUGGUACUAGCCAUGGACUCUUUGCUCAUUUUAUUGUCCUACAUAAAGAUUCUGAGGGCUCUGCAGAGCUUGACUGCCACCGCAGGACUCAAAGCCUUCAGCACUUGUGUAUCCCAUGUCUGUGCCAUUCUAACAUUCUAUGUUCCUAUCCUUACCUCUUCCUUGGUGCACAGGUUUGGGAAGAACGUUCCUCACCACACUCACAUCUUGUUGGCCAACUUCUACCUCCUCAUACCCCCCAUGCUUAAUCCCCUGGUCUAUGGCAUCCGGACUAAGAAAAUUCAAGAGAAAGUGAGAAAAUAUCUUUAUCUAUUAUAAAGCAAUAAUUUUCUUUCUACAAGUAAAAUGUUUGGGUCUUUACUGGGUCAGACUGGCACCAGGGAAUAUCCCAGUGGAUCCGUGUCUUAGUGGGUCACAGCCUAGGACAAUUCCAUCAGUCUAUUUUAUGUCCAUCCUUGAUUCAUAUAAAAACCAAUACUGUUUGGCACUAUUUAUUUCUAACUGCUGUGAGAGUGGCCCUAGGGUUCUCUGGUGGGCCCUACAAGACCAGUUCCAACAUGGACUCUUUAUAUUCUGUCAAUGGAAAAAUAUCAAACAUUUGUAAGGCAAUUUUAUACAUUGUAAUAGAUUAUUGUGUGCCCAGAACAGUUCUUUUCUGAAUAUUUGUAUUUAAAAAUAUGGGUAGGAACUGCCAUUUUUUUCCAUUGUGUGUGGGAGGGACCUCUAGAAGAGGGACGUGCCUUGUAAAGUGAUCAUGGUCAAAACAUCACUAUCCUCCCAACUUCUUUCUGGCCCUGAACUGUGUAUGGAACAAUAAGGUGCCCAUAAGUGGGACAGCACUGAAAUGGGGCAUACUUCCCCUUUAAUCCAAAAGACGAGUGAUUUUUGCUAAUUAUUUCAGUGGUUCUGUGUGGGCCCCCUGGGUUGGGUGUGAUAUAUAUGUAUGCCAACAUUAUCCCCGGGGUUCAUGGGAAGUCCAAUGCAAUAUCAAGAAACAAUGGGUCAUGACCAGAGAGUUUUUGGCACAAACAGAUAGAAAGUUUGUUUCCUGUUUUCUCAUGAACUGUUUCCCCUUUUUAGAAUUAUUAUCAUUUAAUCUGCUGCCAUAUAAACUCACACCCACCUGCAAAUAUAAUGCAGUAACGUAGAAGAAAGGGUGCCCUGAGCACAAGAGCUUACAACUAGAAGGUGAACCAAGGGGUGUCAAACCUUAACUACAAGUCCCACAAUGCUGUGUGGGAAUUAUAAGUAAACCUGGGUAUAUAAUGGGAGACAUACUCUGACUCUCUAUGUGCUGGAGGGGGAAAGGUACUGGGGUUGUUCACCUUUAAACAAACUGUUAGUUUGAUGUAGAGAGUGAUAUUCUGAGACAA
Molecule: messenger RNA, 2623 nt
Organism: Xenopus laevis (African clawed frog)
Lineage: Eukaryota; Metazoa; Chordata; Amphibia; Anura; Pipidae
Gene: or52m1.L
Product: olfactory receptor 52M1-like
Exons: 2
Coding region: 561-1568 (335 amino acids)
Source: RefSeq, a predicted model, not a curated record